AUGAUUGAAGAAAGGAAUAGUCGGAAAGGUAACUUGAAUUACUCCUUGGAUGAAUUAAUUCAGCUAGAAGCUCCUAGGAAACAAAAGCAAGUACCAUUUAAAAGAAAUAGAAACUCAAGCAAUGGAGGUAGAAAAGUUUCUCAUAAUAAUUUUAGAGGUAAGCGGUGGAAUUUGAAGAGAAAUAAGAUGUCCUGUAACAAUGGUAUUAGGAGUGUGAGAAGAUACUACUUUAGAGAAGUUCCCAAUGAUAAUUACCAAAAGAAAAGUACUAAAGAAGUACAAAAUAAAGGUAUAGAUCUAAAUUUUCAGGAAUUAGAUUGUUUUGAAGUACGUAAAAUGAACUAUAGUGUAAAACCUGAAAACUUGAAUAAACUAUUUGAAUCUGUAGCUAUGAUCCAUAAUAAUGACGAGUCUUCGUUACAAAUAACAAAGAACUCACAUGUUAUCAUUAGUGUACACGAAGUAACUGGAGUACUUCAACUAGACUCACACAAUGAUAGGUCUGAAGGCAUGUUAAACCUUUGGAAUUUGUUUUUAAAGCCCUUAGGCCUUAUUGUGGAGCUUGACGAUAAUGGGAACUGGUCACUUACUGAUGGAAGUUGCUACUUCGAGAAAUUCAAAGAUGGAAUGAUUGUAAGGGGUUCUGGAUCAAGAGAUAUUUCCAGGGGUGUAAGAGCAUCAAUCCUUGAACAACACAUUAAGCAACUACUCGUAUGCCAUGGUGGGGCAGUUGGCAAUACUGUACUGACAUGA
This is a messenger RNA of Cryptosporidium muris RN66, 753 nucleotides long. RefSeq lists its product as uncharacterized. Bases 1 to 753 code for a protein of 250 amino acids. The transcript has a single exon. The record is from RefSeq and is a predicted model, not a curated record. NCBI's taxonomy places the organism in Eukaryota, Apicomplexa, Conoidasida, Eucoccidiorida, Cryptosporidiidae.